This is a messenger RNA of Somion occarium, 1719 nucleotides long. The record is from the annotation of a GenBank genome assembly. Lineage: Eukaryota; Fungi; Basidiomycota; Agaricomycetes; Polyporales; Cerrenaceae.
AUUACAUUGUGCGGAACCUUGUCAAUGUCGAACGGCAUUCGCGUCCUGUACAGUGUAAGAACCUUGAAGGACCUUGGCGCCCAACACGAUCACUCUAAGGGCUAAAGAGCACUUACGCGUUCCGGACUCGAGCCUUAACCAGCUUGACCUCGUACUCUAUCAUCACCACCACUUUCGCUUUUUCUUGCCAACUGCAUCUCAUACUAGAAACAACAACAGAAAGGACGCAAACAUCAUGUCUGGCGAUGAGAACCAAUCUACAGGUCGUACCUUAGGGGGAUCGCCUGUGAACGAUCCAUUGCCUUCUGACUGGUCGAGACCCGCCAACGCUGGUCCUCGGAUUGGCAGAGUUGGCAAUUGGGGAGGAUCGUCCUCAUCUUCUAGAUCUGCAAGCGGUGGACGAUUCGCUACGCUUCGAGAUAUUGGCAGUAGCAGCUCCGGUGGUCCAUCGAUUGGCGGACCUGGUGGUGUUGGACUACCUCCUUCCGGGAUGUUCGGUCCUCCUUCAGCGGCGGGUGGACAUGCAGGACAUGCUCAUGGAAGUGACGGUGAUGAUGACGAUGAGGAGGAUAAUGAUAGGGAAGGUGAGAAUUGGUUUGCUGGUGGGGAGCGCAGUGGUCUUUCUGUGCAGAAUCCUAAUGCACCUGGGAAUCAACCUGGUGGUCACCUUGUCAGGGAUCUCCUACGCCAGGCAGCAGAAUCUGGUAUCGCUGGUGUUUCAAAUCGACCUCCCCAUAGUAGCGCGUUCUCAGGUGGCGGUCAUAGAUUGGGUAGUGAUGAGGUAGAAAGCACGUUCGUCCCCGAUCCUAAUGCAGCUGAGCAAGAAAUGGAGACCGCUAUUCGACAUCUCACAUUGUGGAGAGAUGGGUUCUCCAUUGAGGAUGGCGAGCUCUAUCGGUACGGUGACCCACGCAAUGAACAAAUUCUGGCUGAGAUUAACGGAGGACGCGCACCACCGGCCGUCGUCGGCGUAGAAGUCGGUCAACCGGUCGAGCUGCGGGUCGUUCGCCGCCUUCAAGAAGAGUACAUUCCUCAUACUUCGACGAAUCGUGCGUUCACUGGCGCUGGUCAUCGUCUGGGUUCACCCGUUCCCGGCGUCGGAACUGCUACCACUACAGCUGGAGUGACUACGGGUAUGCCUGGUUCUUUCCCCGCAGGACCUCACUCGGGCGAUGCAAGUACGACUGCGGAGAGGGCUGUUCAGAGGGAGAGCUUCGGUACUCGUUUCGAGGUUGAUCAGACGAAGCCUACAACAAGCGUGCAGGUUCGGUUGGCGGAUGGUACAAGGUGAUGGUGUGCCACAUGAACCUCGAUCAUACCGUGGGCGACAUACGAAACUUCAUCAACGCGUCUCGUCCGGAGAAUAUUACGCGUCCGUAUACGAUUGGCACUACGUUCCCUAACCGAGUCCUCGAGGACGACAAGCAGACGAUCAAAGACGCCGGUCUUGAGAAGGGUGUGAUCGUUCAGCGCUGGGUGUAAAUGUACUUCAGAAUAUACUCGGAAUGUAGCAUACGUAGAGUUAGCCAGAAAUGUAUACUAGUCUCAGGUGAAAUGAUUGCAUGGUGGACCACGAAACUCUUGCAUCUGAUGAUGCUAGUUGUGUGAUUAUGAUUGUGGUGAGCUGGCAAGUUCGAACCUUGCAGGGCGAAGGAAAAGAUGAAUUGAUGGGUCUAGUCAAUAAGUAAAUGGUAUCUUGAAUGAAUCUACAUGAAUACU